AUGACCAUUUGGUGCAAAUCCUGCAAAUGUCAUGUCAGCUCUCCGUGCACCUCUCACCAUCUGCCCGAGGAUCACCACCGCUCGGUCUGCAGGAGGUUCAGAUCCACCAAAGGAGCAUCCAAAGCUCGGCGAGACCACAUCAAUCAUGAGAUCAGGAAUAUGCGAGCUCUGCUGCCCAUCACCCAGGAGGACCAGGAGCGCCUGUCCUACCUCCACUCCAUGGCAGCCAUCUGCACCUACAUCAGGAAGUCUGUUCUCUUCCAGGGGCUCUCGGCUGGGGAGAGAUCACACUGCUCUCUGCCGUAUGAGGCCUUUCUUCAAGCCCUGCACGGCUUCAUCCUGGUCACCACUGCACAGGGCAGGCUGGUUUAUGUGUCGGAAAAUGUCGACGAGUACCUCGGUCUUUCCAUGGUAGACGUGCUGCAAGGAGACACGCUGUAUGACAUGGUGGAACGCUCGGAUGUUGAUGUUGUUAAAUUGAACCUGGACAUCGAAAGCACCUCAUCAUCAGAGAGGAGCUUUAUAUGUUGUAUGCAAACCUCCAAGGCUUUUAAGUUGCAACAUGGCAGCUGCUGCUCCAUGCACAUCAGAGGGAGCUUCCAGUUCUUCUGUCAGCCUCACCUGUCCUCCCCUGCGGCCUCUCCCACCGGCGAGCCUCUGUUCGUGGCCCUCUGCACCCCGACAGCGAACCGCCUGAGGAGCAGCGACUCUCACUUCUGUCACAGCUUCAGCAGCACCCACAGACUGGAUAUGAGCUUUACUCAGCUGUCAGACAGUGUUGUAUAUUUUUUGGGGUAUUCGGCGGAUGAACUGACUGGCCGAUCCUGGUACAGUCUGGUCCAUCCUGAAGAUCUGUUACAGACUGCAGAUUCUCAUAGAAGUUUAAUGCAGGCAGAUGAAGGCUUCCAGGUGGAGAUGGUACUGAGACUCCAGCGAUCAGAUUUGUCAUGGACCUGGAUCUACAUUCAAGCUAACAAGGACUCAGAGUGUCAGUGCAUCAGCUGCACCAACUUCUUCAUCAGUGAAACAGAGGCCAGAUUUCUUCAAAAAAAAAUCAGCAGCGAGGCCUUCAGGCCAUCGUCUCUGCAACAUUCCUGCCAUUUAGUUCAGCAGGCGGCCCACACUCAGAACAAAAACAUGAAAUGCUUAAAAAGGCAGAGGACAUCUAACAGCCAGAGUGAGGAGCCUUGUGCCAGAGUGAGGAGGGAGUCUGAGCGAGACGUAUACUACGUGGUGUGCGGCUCCUCCCAAGGCAGUAGCUCACCUGUUCCCCUGGGUGACAGCCCUGCUUUCUACACGCCUCCCUACAGCCCGGCCUCCUCAAGCUCCUCGCUGCCGCAGGAGGAGCUCAGCCAUGACCUCCUGAUGGAUGUGCAUGAAUGCACAGAUCAGCUGCUGUCCUCCCCUGAGAGCUCUCCCUCCUAUUACUCCUACCCAGAGGCAGGGCUCACCUGUCACCAAUCACCCUCCGACUCCCUCCCUGCAGUCGCUGAACAAACCUUUGACCAGGGGGCCUUCGGCGUGCUCAGUGCCCACUCUCCGCUUACUUCCUCAUCUCCGACCCAUGAUUUCCAAGCUUGUACGUCCGAUGCUCGAUUAGUUCCAGACUGCCUGUCUGUGUCCGACAUGUGUGAGAGCCCGGUGGACUGUGCUCUGCAUCCAGACGAUUUCGGCCUCCUUGAGCAGCCACAAGGGGGCAGCCUCGUCCAGCUGCAUCAUGUUCCUCACCCUGAGUUGCCCAUGCAUUCCAGUCUUGGUGCUCCCAACCAAUCUGCCAUAUCCACAGAGUCUAACCAGUACAACGAGAGGGAACAGGCAGAGAUCAGUAUUCUGGCUCAGCAGAUCUCCUCCCUGGCCAGCAGCUUUGACAUGCACCACACCUUGAAUCCCCUUACAAAUGUGGUCCAGCCUGCAGCCACCAGCACCCUGCCCUCAGCCUGUGACUGGUCCCAUAACCCUUGUCUUCCCUCAGUCCCGCUUUCUAAGUUGGUGCUCGAUGACGGUGUGUUCGACAGCAUCCUAAAAGACCUGGACAUGGUCACGAGGAAAAGCAGCACAUCCAGCCCGGGCGUCAUUUGCUACAGCUACCAGCAGGGCUUUAUGUGUGGCAGGAGUGGGUCGGAGCAACAGCCUCUUGGCCUCACUGCUGAGAAUCCGCUGCCUACAGAGCAGUUCCCUGCAGGCAGCAUCGCCUUGGAUCCCUUCAGUUUGCAGAUGGGACACCACGGCCAGAACACUGGGUUGCAUCAACUCAACCACUACAUGCAGAGGAGCCUUCGGCAAGAUGGACUCGCUGAAGAAAACCUGUACUGA
Molecule: messenger RNA, 2313 nt
Organism: Stegastes partitus (bicolor damselfish)
Lineage: Eukaryota; Metazoa; Chordata; Actinopteri; Pomacentridae
Gene: npas4l
Product: neuronal PAS domain protein 4 like
Exons: 9
Coding region: 1-2313 (770 amino acids)
Biological process (GO): regulation of transcription by RNA polymerase II
Molecular function (GO): RNA polymerase II transcription regulatory region sequence-specific DNA binding; protein dimerization activity; DNA-binding transcription factor activity, RNA polymerase II-specific
Source: RefSeq, a predicted model, not a curated record